This is a messenger RNA of Ahaetulla prasina, 6305 nucleotides long. RefSeq names its product fibroblast growth factor receptor 3 (gene FGFR3). The transcript is spliced from 17 exons. The record is from RefSeq and is a predicted model, not a curated record. Lineage: Eukaryota; Metazoa; Chordata; Lepidosauria; Squamata; Colubridae. Gene Ontology annotation, biological process: multicellular organism development; positive regulation of cell population proliferation; fibroblast growth factor receptor signaling pathway. Gene Ontology annotation, cellular component: membrane; signaling receptor complex. Gene Ontology annotation, molecular function: fibroblast growth factor binding; ATP binding; fibroblast growth factor receptor activity. Bases 21 to 2519 code for a protein of 832 amino acids.
GGCAGCGAUGCAUCUGGAGGAUGGCUGAGGCCGGCCGGGCCAGCGCUUCCCCCGCGCCCCAGAGCGGAGGCGGCAUGCUGGGGCUCUGGGCCGCCCUGCUCUGCCUGCUCCUGCUGGCCGCCGUGCGCGGCCUCCCGGCCCCCGGCUUGCCCAUGGCCGACCUGGCCAGCAGGGCCACCCGGGAGCCCUCAGAUGAUUUAAGAAGCGAAACGGGUUUCCUCGAAGAGUUGGUGGUUGGAAGUGGUGAUGCAGUUGAACUUCAGUGCAAUACUCAGGACUCACCUGUAUCUCUCCUCUGGUAUAAAGACGGCGUUGGGAUUUCACCUACCAACCGGACUCAUAUUGGUCAAAAACUCUUGAGGAUUAUAAAUGUGUCCUACAAUGAUUCAGGCCUGUACAGCUGUAAGAAGAGGCAUUCGGUGGAAAUGCUCAGGAACUUUACGGUUCGAGUUACAGAAUCCCCGUCAUCGGGUGAUGACGAAGACGAAGACGACGAUGAAGAUGACGACUCUGAAGACAGAGUUGCGCCUUAUUGGACCCAUCGUGACAGAAUGGAAAAGAAGCUUUUGGCAGUACCAGCGGCCAAUACUGUUCGUUUCCGGUGCCCGGCAGCUGGCAAGCCGCUUCCUUCCAUAUACUGGCUGAAAAAUGGCAAAGAAUUCAGAGGGGAGCACCGUAUUGGAGGCAUUAAACUGCGGCACCAGCAGUGGAGUCUCGUCAUGGAGAGCGUUGUUCCAUCAGACCGAGGCAACUACACCUGUGUGGUCCAGAACAAAUACGGUGUAAUCUGGCAUACUUACCAACUGGAUGUUCUUGAAAGAUCUCCACACCGCCCCAUUCUCCAGGCAGGGCUGCCUGCCAAUCAAACGGUGGUGGUUGGGAGCAAUGUGGAAUUCCACUGCAAAGUAUACAGUGAUGCUCAGCCUCACAUCCAGUGGUUGAAACAUGUGGAAGUCAAUGGAAGCAAAUACGGGCCGGAUGGGACUCCUUACGUCUCUGUCCUAAAGUCUUGGAUCAGUAAAAACACUGAAGCCGAUGCUAACCUAAAUCUAUUCAAUGUGACCAAACAAGACGAAGGCGAAUAUCUUUGUAGAGCCAGCAAUUUCAUAGGCAGAGCCGAAAAAUCAUUUUGGCUCCACAUUCACAAACCAGAAGCAGCAGAAAAACGGGUUGCGAGACAGGAUUCCAGUUCGUUUUACGCCGGCAUCCUCAGCUACGGGAUUGCCUUCGCUCUUUCCAUCCUGGUGGCCGUGAUGGUGAUGAUCUAUAAAAUUAAAAGGCCGGCCAAAAAGGCUAUAAACGCCACCGCAGUUCAGAAAGUCUCCAAGUUCCCCCUCAAGAGACAGCAGGUGUCCUUGGAGUCCAACUCAUCCAUGAACUCCAACACUCCUCUGGUGAGGAUCACCCGCCUCUCCUCCAGCGAGGGUGCCAUGCUGGCCAACGUCUCCGAGCUGGAGUUGCCGGCAGAUCCCAAGUGGGAACUGGCGAGAUCUCGCUUGACCCUUGGGAAGCCGCUGGGCGAAGGCUGCUUCGGGCAAGUGGUGAUGGCCGAAGCCAUGGGGAUCGACAAGGAAAAGCCAAGCAAGCCUGUUACUGUAGCCGUCAAGAUGCUGAAAGAUGACGCCACAGACAAAGAUCUCUCUGACUUAGUCUCAGAAAUGGAAAUGAUGAAGAUGAUCGGGAAGCACAAAAACAUUAUUAACCUCUUGGGGGCCUGCACGCAGGAUGGUCCUCUUUACGUUCUUGUGGAAUAUGCAUCCAAGGGGAAUUUAAGGGAAUACCUGAGAGCCCGUCGGCUACCUGGCAUGGAUUAUUCCUUUGAUACCUGCAAGCUUCCUGAGGAACAGCUGACCUUUAAAGACUUGGUGUCAUGCGCCUACCAGGUGGCCCGGGGGAUGGAGUACCUGGCAUCUCAAAAGUGUAUUCACCGGGAUCUGGCCGCCAGAAACGUUCUGGUCACGGAAGACAAUGUGAUGAAGAUAGCUGACUUUGGUCUAGCCAGAGAUGUUCACAACAUUGAUUAUUACAAAAAAACAACUAAUGGCCGGCUGCCGGUGAAAUGGAUGGCUCCCGAAGCAUUGUUUGACCGGGUCUACACUCAUCAGAGUGAUGUGUGGUCCUUUGGGGUGCUGCUGUGGGAGAUCUUCACUUUAGGAGGGUCUCCGUAUCCAGGAAUCCCAGUGGAGGAACUCUUCAAACUGCUAAAGGAAGGCCACCGAAUGGACAAGCCUGCAAAUUGUACCCCAGAUUUGUACAUGAUCAUGCGCGAAUGCUGGCAUGCAGUUCCUUCUCAGCGGCCGACUUUUAAACAGCUGGUAGAAGACCUGGACCGAGUGCUGACAGUGACCUCCACGGAUGAAUACAUCGACCUGUCCGUGGCCUUCGAGCAAUACUCCCCCAAAGGCCACGACACUCACAGUGCCUGCUCUUCGGGAGAUGACUCCGUAUUUGCACACGAGCUUCUCUCAGAGGAGCCCUGCCUUCCAAAACAGCAGGCCAACGGCAUCAUCAAGACAUGAUGAGAGACACUGAGCCUCAAAGACGAGAUUCGUGAAUGUAUGUCUGAGGGGAACUCUGGAACGAGAUCCUGAGGAGGAAGAAAUGUUGUUCUGCUCCACGGCAUGGAGGCCUGCGUUGCCGUGAAGCCGUGACACGCAGAACGUACUUCCUUCCUACUUUUCUUGUCAAACACCCGGAAACCUUGAAAGGCAAAGGAGAGGAUGGGGAACCUCUGGCCUUUGAGUCCGUUUUCUGUGCCUGCAAAUUCUAGGAGUGGGUGGGAAAAUGACAAAAAUGACAACACCCAUGUGCAAAGAAUGUAGGAAAUGUUGCCCUCGGGCAAUCCGUACACAACUGUCUUUUGGUAGGGCUCCGUAGCCACGUUGCCUGCAGGGAAUCUUAAGUAAGUACUGGUUUUAUAUUUAAUAAAUAUAAAACGAAGCCAUCUACUUAAGGAUGCAUUCAAAGCCAUUCUGAGGAGUUAAUCACUCUUUCAAAGUUGCCUUCACUUUUCUCACGGUGGGAACUAUGCCGCCUCUUGCACUAACGGCUGGAUAAGUGAGUGUGUGCAGGCAAGACGAGACGUGAAGGCCUGGAGGUGUUGCAAGCUCUAGAAAAGUGUGUUGUGUGUGUGUGUGUGUUGGGGUGUGCGUGUUGGGGUGUGCGCGCGUGUCAUUUGUUAAUGAGCAUGUAUCAGUGACUUUGGCUAAUUUUUCCAGGGGAUUUCUAUGAACUGUAAUGUGCAUCAAACCGAAAUUCUGCUAUUUGCUACAUUUAUUUAGCUAUUUUCUGGGUGAGGUUUUUUUGUAGAUAAAGUUUAAAUAUAUUUGUAACGGAGGUCCAUAAUUUUCCCCCAGAAAUCUAUUAUCAAACACUUGGAGAGAGAGGAAAAAAAAAUAUUACGGGUACCCCAUAGUCGAACGCCUUUCAGCAAAUCGCAAAGUUUUAUUUCCUACAAUUGUGCAUAUAUCUAUAAAUAGCUCUUGUGUGUAUAUAAUAUCUCCGAUAUUAACAUGGCUGACAAGACUGAAGGGGAAUUUAUUCCAGUUAAAAAUUCUUCUAGAGUAGAACGUACUGAUUUAGGCAAAGGUUUUCUUUUAUCUUGUCAGCUUGUGUGGUUUUAAAAAUUUAUAUUUUAACAUGUAUAUUUGUAAAAUUAUUUAUAGAUAUUAACAUAUGUUCAUUAAUGUAUACAUUUAAUUUUUUCAUCAGAUUUAAGGAUUUUAACUUAUUAAAAAUAGAGGAAGAUUAUUCAAGAUUGUUUUUCUGAAUUCCUGAGAAAUCUUAGAAAAAUGUAUAGCUGUAUAGUCCUUCAACACAUUACUUUAAUACUAAUUUUUCUUUAUAAAAAAAACAAAAAAAAAUUACUGAGUUGCAACAAUUAUCAGGACGUGCAUUCUGUAAUAUGUUAAUAUUAAAUCCAAACAUUUGACAGUCGAAAUAAUCCUUUUUCCAUCUCUGUGAGAGCUAAGAAAUCUUUCAUCACUUUUGCCUCUGUGCAUUAAGAUGGAUUUUUCUCCAGUUUUUUUUUCUUUGAAUGAAGGUGUUCUUCAUGGUUGAAAAAAUAUCAGCUAUGUGGCAGAGCUGAAUGUUGACUGCGAGUGACUAAUCCACUACAUGUGUGUGUUCCCAUUUGCGUUUUUACGGUAGAGACAAGGAUCCAAACAAAAUAACAACUCAAAAUCUAUGUAGAGAAAGUUCUGACAGUUGUAGAUAGACUUCGAACCUCACCUGUUGCUUGGGAAAAUGGUGGGUUUUGUGGAUAAGUCGGUCAAAACUCUCUCCGUACCUUGAUAGCAUUUUUGUGAGUUGUUGCAAGAUUUUUUCAGAUUCCUUGGGAGCAGUUCCAGUGCCUCACAGAACAAUUUGAAAUGGAAGGCUGGUUUCCAUUCCUGCUGCUCCCAAAACAUGAAAAUGCAAGGAGCCCUCCUGUCUUUUCCUCUAGUUGACCCUUAGGAAAAUGCAAAGGACAUAAUCCAAUCAAUUCCCAACUUCCUGAUCUAUCACUGGUCAAAAAGCCAUCCGCCAUGUUUCAUCUACAGCUCUCCUCCAUAUUUUUUCAUUCCAUCGGUUGAUGUGCGUUAAACUCCAAUAGGAGAGGUUGUUGUGGAGGGGGAAGCCAGACAGGGGGGAGUUUAUUGUUAGAGCCUGAAAAAUCAACAAAAGCACAGCUUCCUCUCCACCAUUCCUUUCUUGCACUGAAAAGCCCCCAGAGUUGUGAAAAUGAAAUGGAAGCAAGUCAGCAAUUUUGCAAAGAGUUGUUUUUGCCAGUUGCUCAGGGGAAACCGAACAGAUUCCAGGUUCAAGAGGCUGAGCCUUUAAUUUGAGUGGGUGGGCAUAUAGUGGCCGGGUUAGGUCUCAAAGCAAGCAGGCAGACAUUCCCCUGUGCAAGGAAAUGGAUGCCCUCCAAGGUCUGCAGAACCACCACAAGUGAAUGGAAGAUGGCGAUUCUGCUACGAAUCAAUUUUGAAGAUGACUCCAUAGAACCCAUCAGGUCCAGAGCUGACCCCAAAGCGAUGGACCGCCUGGACCAAGGGACAUGCCUGCUGAAUAAGGAAGUAAAAAAACAGGGAUAUAUAAAAUGGAGUAAGACCAGGGUUCUAGUUCUGGAACUAGGAUUAAGGAGGCAGUUGGACGGAAGAACCGACCUUGUAGCCAUUCUACAUAUCAGCAAUUUUACUGAGGAAGAUGAGCCCCAUUUGUAAUGGAAUGGACAGAUGUCCUUGAGGACGUUUGUAUAUCCCAAAGGUGAUCUUUCAAAAGGCAACUGGACUUUGUUUUUCCUUGAAGGUGUUUUGCUUCUCAUCUAAGAAGCUUCCUGAGUUCCUAAAGACAACCAUGACCUGACUGACUGAGAAUCUCCACAGGAAGUUUGUGUAGUUUUAAACUUUUUAAUUUGCAUAGUUUUUAAUAUUUUAAUUUCUAUAUAUCUUUUAUUAUAAUCUGUUAGCCACCCAGAGUCACCUUAUAAGGAGAAUGGGCAGCACAGAAAUUUAAUAAAUAAACACAUAAGUAAUAAAUAAGAGCUUGUUGCCUAGAAAUUGCUCCCAAACUGUUAGAGAAAUAAACUUUGGAAGGGCUCGCCUUAACUGAUCAGGCAAUUAAAACUGCCAGUGGGGAAAUUUGUGCCUUCAGACUCACAAGACACUGUUAAUAUAACUUUACAGUGAAAUAGAAUUAGCUCCUUUAGCUGAAUUUUCAGUCUGGUUUACCGGAAAGGACCGGCAUUGAUUGGGUUCAUUCACACACAUUAGAUUAUGCCAUUCCAGAUCAAUAUUCAGCAUAUUUUUUGCAAUACCACAAGAUGGUUUCAAAAUAGUUACUUUAUAGAAAUGAAGCUUCGAAAAGGUUUUUUAAAAAUAGAUUUCUAUAGACAUGUACUUUUGGGGAUGGAAUCAAAAAAGUGCUAUUUUCUUACAAUGCCUGUUAGUUUUGUACAUUCCAAGCAUUUGAAAAUCACUCUCCCAGCCUGAGUUCAUUAAUUACCUGAAAUAUAUUAUAUAUUCAUAUAUAAUAUAUUUAUGAAAAAUUUUACAAAGAUAUUUGUAAAGGUACCUAUUUUACAAAGGUAUAUUUCUUAUAUAAUUUCAAAGCCAGGGUUUGAAAACUUGAAUGUUUCUUUCAACCUUUAUUCUUGUCCACGUUGCAGUCAAGAAGUUGUGACAUUUUGGGGAACAUUUUCCCAAUUCGGCAUCUUACAGCUUCUGUAUUGCUUUUGAACAUUUUAGAAGAUAUGAAACAAAAAAGAAAACUUAUUCUGUUUUUGCUUACCUGGGCCCAAAAUAAAUAAAAAAAGUUAAACAUAA